AAUUUCUCUUAGCUCACCAAUCACGUGCCGGCUUAUUUUCUUCCCUAAAACAGGCUGGUAGUUCGUCUCAGCAAUGGCAUCAACUGCUGGGAAUAUCAUGCCUUGAGUUUCGGACAGUCAGCCUCGGCUAGGAUACAACCGUUCCAAAAAAAAAUAAGUAUUACAAAGUCGCCGAAAACCGAGUUUGAGAUGACGCCCGGAGAAUCCGCGCAGCCUUUGCCGGACGAGGCUCCCACAACGGACGAACCUCAGGCACUAUGUAUCGUCAGAGACAUGACAACCAGCUCGACCGCCACCUUGAAGGCGCUCCUGUCCGUGGCGGCUUCGACCAGCGCUUCGAAGCUGAUGCAGCUGGUGGGGCGCCACUUCAGCUACAGCCCAGACUCCUUCGAGCUACUCCUUCAGUCGCAUCACCAGGGAGAGGCCGUCGCCAUCCACGUGUGCGAGGAUCAGACGAUCGAGGAACUGGGCUUCUGUGUGGACGGAGUCAGUCGCAACAUGCUAGUCAUCUACGAUCGCAACAGAGAACCACCCAAGAAGCUGAUGGGACCGGAGCUGGAAGAAAUGAGCCCAUCAACGGCGACGGCGGAAUGGGCCCACGGAGCCCGGAACUCCGGGGAAACCACCAAGUACUUCCACUCGGAAACUAGGGAAACAGGGUAUGUUGGCUUAGUGAACCAGGCGAUGACCUGCUACCUGAACAGCCUCCUGCAGACACUCUAUAUGACACCGGAGUUUAGGAAUGCUCUGUACAGGUGGGAAUUUGACGGUUCUGAGCAGGACGCAGCCAAGAGCAUCCCCUUCCAGCUACAGAAAUUGUUUCUUCUUUUGCAGACUUCCUCGAGGCCAGCCAUUGGAACAACCGACCUCACAACAAGUUUUGGAUGGGACAGCAGUGAAGCAUGGCAGCAGCAUGACGUGCAGGAGUUGUGCCGGGUCAUGUUUGACGCCCUGGAACACAAGUUCAAGAAGACGAACCAGGCCAACCUCAUCUGCCAGCUUUACGAGGGCAAACUGAAGGACUACGUCCAGUGCUUGGAGUGCGGUUCGGAGAGCGCACGGGAGGACACCUUCCUGGACGUCCCGCUGGUGGUGCGCCCCUUCGGGUCGAGCCAGGCGUACGGCAGCGUGGAGGAGGCCCUGCGUGCUUUCGUGACCCCGGAGACCCUAGAGGGGUCGAACCAGUACUCGUGCGACAAGUGCGGCAAGAAGUGCGACGCCCACAAGGGCCUCAAGUUCGUCCGCUUCCCCUACCUGCUCACCCUGCAGCUCAAGCGCUUCGACUUUGACCCCGUCACCAUGCACCGCAUCAAGCUCAACGACAAGGUCGCCUUCCCGGAGAUCCUGGACCUGAACCAGUUCGUGCGCUUGGACAGCACCUCGGAAAACGUGUGCGACGACACGGACACGACAGACAGCGGCUCGGCGCUGGACGAGGAGGUGCCGGCCAACUCGGCGGCAGCCGCCGGCGCGAGGACGACCAACGGGCCGUGCGAGGACACGGGCAGCGACGACGAGGGCAUCGACAUGGGGGGCAUGGAGACUGCCGCGGCGAACUCUCGCAACUGCCGGCGGGCCAUCGAGAAGGGUCCCUACGUGUACGAGCUGUUUUCCAUCAUGGUGCACUCCGGCAGUGCCAACGGCGGCCAUUACUACGCCUACGUCAAGUCUUUCACGGAGAACCAGUGGUUCUGCUUCAACGAUGCCCAAGUGUCGAGGGUCUCCUACGAGGAGAUAAGGAAGACCUACGGCGGAGGCCCCAGCAGAAGCGGAUACUACAUCAGCGCCUACUCAAGCUCCACGAACGCGUACAUGCUGAUGUACCGCAAGGUGGACAAGGAGUCCAAUGCGGAGCCUAUGAGUCCCGAGGAAUUCCCGGAGCACCUCAAGGCCCUCCUGAAGAGCAUGCAGGAGGCCGAGGAGCGGGAGCGGCAGCAGAAGGAGCUGGAGCGCUCCAUGGUCAAGAUCAAGCUCUUCUGCCUGAUCCCCGGCCGACACACGAUGCAGGAGAUGAGGCUCAAGGUGCACAAGGACUCGUCCCUGGCCGAGGCAACGCAGACCGCACAUCAGAUCAUGGGCUUGGAAGGAGUGGUGCCACUGGAGCGCUGCCGUCUGGUUAUGUACGACGACUGCUCGGAGUCCCUGGAGUGCUCCCUCGAGGACCAGGAGGACCAGACGAUCGGCGAGAUCCUCGGAGGAGUGAAGUCUACCUACCACUGCGACCUGCUGCUGGAGAUACGCGGGCCGCACGAGACCUUCCAGCCCUACAAGAAAGGCGGGACGACGGUGAAGGUGCACGUGGUGGUGCUGGAGAGCCAGGAGAUUGCCCGUCCCGUGGUGGUGCGGGGACUCAAGUCGCAGACGGUGGCAGAGUUCAAGGCUCAGGUGGCGCAGCAGUUGGCCCUGCCCUCGGCCGAGAUGCGCAUGGUGCACCAGCGCUUCCACACCGACCUCACCCUCCUCAGCUGUCCGACCCGGCUGCUCAAGCACGAGGACUUCGGCAAGAGCAACACAGUGUACAUAGAGUUCCUUGACCGGGAAGACGCCAAAAAGCCUUUCAAGGAGUCCCUGUUCUUCGAGAUCCUCGACCGGCACGUGAACACCAUCGUCAUCUAUGUCCACCUCCCGCCCAUCGACAAAGUGCUGAUGGAGAAGCAGUGCAUGCCGGCCAACGGGGAGCAGCGGGUCUGCAACAUAGAAGACGAGGGAGGCACAAGCGCCCUGUCGUCCGCCGGCGGGACGCCCAAGGGCCACGUGCCGGGCACGUCCCACGAGGCAGCCGGGUCGGACUACGACAGCGACCUGUGCGACUCGUCCUCGUCUGGUUGCCACGGCACCGGCGGCGACCAAUCGGAGGACUCAAGCCUGACGGACAGCGAGCGCACGCUCGUCGGGGACGACCUCUCGCCUCGUAACAACUCACCGGACCUCGCGGAAGCAGAUGGGGCGGAGGCCAGUUUGGGGCCGGCGUCGGAGUUUGUGCCUUCUGUCGAACUGGCCCAGAAGAUGGGCGAGAACUUCCGCAACUGCUUCGGGCUCCAGCACGAGGACAGUGCCGUGUCUCCGGAAGAAGGCCCCCGCUCGGAAGACGCAGCAGUGUUGGCGAGUGGCGACGCCGCCUCUACAGCCGCCACAUCUGGCAUACCCAAAGAGGAGCCAAAGAGGUACUUCCGCGCUUGGCCCUUCAAGGACACGGACAACAGUCGCGGCUUGCGGGUGUACGUCGACAAACGCAUCACGUUUGGAGCACUGAAGAAGGAGCUGGAGGUCUACGUCGGCAUCGAUUGCGCCUACUUCAAGGUCUUCCGGGCUUACUCCAACGGCCAGGAGUUCGAGUGCACUAAGCUGAUGGACAACCUCACGUCCUAUGCGGAGGACACCAAGCUCCUGAUCAAGCUGGGCAGGGCCCUGCAGUCAGGAGAGUACCGCAUGAAGGUCUUCCUCCUGACACCCAACGCCCAAGAGACGAGCAAGUUCCUGCUUGACUGGAUCUUCACCAAGGGCGUGUCGGUGCUCAAGGUCAAGGAGGAUCUGCUGCCGGAGAUCAGGGAGCGCUGUGGGCUGGACAUCCCUCUCAACAGGUGUCGGCUGAGGAAGAAGACCUCCGGCAACCCCGGCCCGGUGUACCUCGACUCGGCCAAGUUCGACGACGAAGUGCCGACGUUCCUUUCCUACGAGGUCUUCCUCGAAGUGCUUCCAGGACCCGAGAGGGUGGUGUCGUCGUCGAGCCUGGUGGUGUUUGUGCGGAGGUGGCGGCCGUCCUCCUUCACCUUCGACCCCCUGGACGAAGUAGUCCUCGAAGAACGCACCGUAGAUGCCUUGAAAGACGCGCUGUCUUCACUGAGCGGCUUGCCCCCGGACAACAUUGAAGUUGCCAAGUGCCCCGGCCCGUUCCCGUGCGUGGUGUCGUCGUUGACGGUGCACGCCGAGAUGGAAUGGCACUCCUCGGCCUCCUCCCUGAGCUCCUGGCCCCUGUACAUAAGCGAGGAUGGGCUGGUGGUCCUCUACCGGGAUAAGACGGAACCCUUGAAGGAGCUCACGGAGGAAGAGAAACGGGAAAUUUCUAACCGGGAGAAUGUCAGGGCGCACAAGAGCCUGCAGACGACGACGUCCGUGCGCAAGGAGCGGGCGCUCAAGAUCUACACGGGGAGCCCCCCGAGCAACGCCUCCGGCGCCCUCUCCGACGCCAAGCCCAGCCUCCACUCUGUGCCUAUCGACCUGGACUGAGCAAGCCUUGGGACAGUUUGCAAGUGCUCUUUUUUAAGAAACGAUGAGGGUAGCAGGAUCAGCACAAAGGAAAAAAAAAAGCCCGGAGGGAUUCAAGGAUUCUUGCCGUCAGCGACGACGGACCAGUACGUCGUUGAGCUUCAACCCACCCAACGCCGGCAUCAUGCCAACGUCAAGCUGAAGUCAGCAACACACAACGGGGUGGUGUUUAAAUGUUUCUUCCGUUUAUUUUUUUCUUUAUGCUUGUUUUUUAAUUGGUGACCUUUAAACCCCCAAACUGCAACAUUGCCCUCCCAAAUUGUAUGGACAAGAAACGAAGACUUGGAACUUGGCACGUAGUGUCACUUUUGAAGUGAAGUGAAGAGAGGCUGGCGGCGACAUCGUGACGUGGCUGCAUACAUUAAACGCGUUAGGUAUUAUGAUGCCUGGAGUCGUUGCAACGCCGUCUGGAAGUCGGUCAUAUCCAGAGUCUCCCAGAUUGGGUCUGGGACCGCUCUGGAGCGCUCCCAGUUCGAGCCCGGUUUCGGUUGCCUUAGAUUGCGGUUCAGAGCGAUGCACUGAUCUUGACUCCCGGUCAGUUUGCGCAGCCUGUCACAUGCGCAGCCGCCGUUUUACGCCAAGGAAUAAACUUUACGCCAAGCUCCAACUUUCUGGCUUCGAGGAAACACCGCGAUUGCUUUACGUCGUUGCUGUUUCGGUCAAUAUCCUUUUUUUUUUUUUUUUUACAUUUGUGUUUGAAGUUUAGUCUUUCAGUAGCUGCAAACUGUAUGUGUUUUUGCUACUUUUGUAACGCAACUGUGAGGAGAGUGUGCCUGAUCACACUUCUCACCAGGGUGAGGAUGGAUGUCGACACGACUUAUAAUCGUGGAAUGAUGGCCAGAAGGUUUGGUACAGUUGAACGGUUUCGACGGAACUCUGAACUGAGCAGAAGCAGUGUUAACCGAACCGGACAGCUCAAUUUGGUUUCUGGCUACACAAGCUUUUUUUAAGAUAUUGAUCGAAGAGUUCGGGCUGUCUAGAUAAAAAGGAGUGAGUGGCAAUGUUUCGAGAAAACAGGAGAUACCUCGUUUACUUCUUUCAAUCUGGGGAAGGUACCUAGUCGACCCCAGGCAGCGAUCCUCAAAUGCAGCAACUUUUUCGGGAGUUGCGGAUUGCGUUUCAAUGCUUGCAUCCUUCUCUUUCUGGUUUACGUCAUCGAUACCGCACGUCAAGAAUUGCAGUGAGACGGCAAACUUGUCUCGUUUGAAGAUGGUUGCCUCGGACGAUUCAAAUGCUUUCUACAGAUUGAGCUGUCUAGGGGGUGCAGAUUUCAAAAGCUCGCAGAGUAAGAGCAGAGGAAAGAUUUGCGGGCAAACCAGAGUUAAUAUAAUGUGAGUCUCUUCGAGUUUCAUUCGAGGUUUCCACGAAAGCCGUACAGUUAAGCAAGAGGUAAGGCCGUGGCAGGUUUGUGCACAUUGUCAAGACAAGGCAAGCGUUGAAAGUUUCACGGCGGGAUUGGUGAGGUGCGGUUGUGAUAGUUGGUACGGCAGAGUCCAUAAUGUUUUGGCGAAGCAUUUCUGUGUGGGCAGAAAUUUGACAGUUUUUCUUGUUUUGAGUUUAGAGAAAGUUGCUGCACCCACAAGGUCGGAGCUGUGAGCCUUCUGGCACCUUGAAGUUGCUUUGACUUUUGUUGCACACUCGACUGUUUGUCUGCAACCCUUGUCAGAAAAUAUGGCUGUCGGCUUUUAAAGCUGGGGUGGGGAGGGGUCUCGGUACCAUCUGCCUGUAAUUGUGUUGCCAAAGGUGUUCUUUUUAUUUUUUUUUUAAAUCUUUGCUAGUGCUUGUUUCCCCUUCCCUUUGUUUAGAUCUCCCCGCCUCCUGCCGCGGUUGUAAGUUUAGUCUGUUGCCAGCAUUGUAUUUCGUACUUGUAUUAUUGCUAUUAUUAUUAUUAUUAAUAUUAUUACAAUGUGAAGCGUGUUGUUUUCAAUUGAUGCCGACCCAGGCAAACAGCUUCUUGUCAGUUUUAUUUAUUGAAUCGAGGGUUUAUUACGACAAGGAAUAAAAGUGACGGACUUUA
Messenger RNA from Ixodes scapularis (black-legged tick), 6283 nucleotides. RefSeq names its product ubiquitin carboxyl-terminal hydrolase 47. The transcript is spliced from 33 exons. The record is from RefSeq and is a predicted model, not a curated record. NCBI's taxonomy places the organism in Eukaryota, Metazoa, Arthropoda, Arachnida, Ixodida, Ixodidae. Gene Ontology annotation, molecular function: cysteine-type endopeptidase activity; cysteine-type deubiquitinase activity. Bases 190 to 4227 code for a protein of 1345 amino acids. Gene Ontology annotation, cellular component: nucleus; cytosol. Gene Ontology annotation, biological process: protein deubiquitination.